AUUGUUAUUGGUCAUUGAAAAAUACAUCGUAGGAAAAAAGCAGCAUUGAAUUGAAUCCUUAACGGAGUACUUUAAAUGGUAACGCAAACGCCCCAAUUCCUUCGUGCUCUCAAAGCUAAAACCCCAUCAAAAUGGUAUCAAAUAAUCCGAACCCGGCUGAGGGAUUUUUCCUGGACCCAUCGGGAAUGGCGUUGCCCGGACUUGGACCCUUCGCCACUGCAGCUGCGGCGGUGGCGGUUUCCGCCGUGUCGUCUUCCGAGGACGGGAAUACGAGGAUCCGAAAGCCCUACAUCAUCACCAAGUCCAGAGAGAGCUGGACUGAACCGGAACAUGACAAGUUCCUUGAGGCUCUUCAGCUCUUUGAUCGUGACUGGAAAAAGAUUGAAGCAUUUGUUGGGUCAAAGACUGUCAUUCAGAUACGUAGUCAUGCACAGAAGUAUUUCCUAAAGGUUCAGAAGAAUGGAACAACUGAACAUCUACCUCCACCUAGACCUAAAAGAAAAGCUGCUCAUCCAUAUCCUCAAAAAGCCUCAAAAAAUGCUCAAACCAAACCACAAUUAUCAGCGUCAUUUCAGUCAUCAGCUGCCCCAUUUGAUAGUGGAAAUGUUCCAGGGCCUGAAUCCUCAACAAUGUUUAUGAACCCUAUUACUAGUUCUGCUGCAUCUUCCUGGACAAAGAACAAGCAAACCAUUAGUUUCUCACAUCCAAAAGGGCCAGCAGCAAAUAACUCUUCUAGUAGCAUUGAGAGUACCCUAAAAACACAACAAAUUGGGGAAACUAAAACUACCGAGCAGGGAAAUAAUGGUCAUCGACCAAGAGUUUUGCCUGAUUUUGCUGAAGUAUACAGUUUCAUUGGCAGUGUCUUUGAUCCAAAUGUUACUGGCCAUCUGCAGAAACUUAAAAAAAUGGACUCCAUAGAUGUUGAAUCAGUGCUGCUGUUGAUGAGAAACCUCUCUAUAAAUCUGAUGAGUCCUGACUUCGAGGAUCAUAGAAGGUUGCUUUCAUCCUAUGAGAUUGAGCCACAGACAACCAAUCACGGUGAUAUAAAUAGUAACUUCCAGCCAAAAGUUAUGUCUAAAUUCUGAUAGCGAGAUGGCAAUGUGCAGUUGCAUCAGCCAGGCUCGUCUAUCUUUUCAUCCCCUUUUUAUCUCCAGUGAAUGGUGCUGACUACCAACUCAAAAUGUGUGCAGCGAAAUGGCAAUGUUCAAGUGCUGAUCUGAUCCGUUUUACAAUUCAAAAAUAAAUCUUCCCUUUCUGUUGUCAUGUAAAUAAUGUAGGAGAGGAAAGUCAAGAAAGAAGACAACCUACAGAAGGUAGGGGGGAAUACUGAUGAAGAGCAACAUAUGUGAGUGUACAGCGGAUUUAGUCAUUUAUAGAGGCCAUCUUGUAUACUGCUAGUAUUUUGCUAACCAGGUUUUGUGCGGUUUAAUUACCAAGUCAUGUUGUU
Messenger RNA from Rubroshorea leprosula, 1447 nucleotides. The record is from the annotation of a GenBank genome assembly. Lineage: Eukaryota; Viridiplantae; Streptophyta; Magnoliopsida; Malvales; Dipterocarpaceae.